Molecule: messenger RNA, 2097 nt
Organism: Ostreococcus tauri
Lineage: Eukaryota; Viridiplantae; Chlorophyta; Mamiellophyceae; Mamiellales; Bathycoccaceae
Product: Cwf19-like protein, C-terminal domain-2
Exons: 1
Coding region: 1-2097 (698 amino acids)
Biological process (GO): mRNA splicing, via spliceosome
Cellular component (GO): post-mRNA release spliceosomal complex
Source: RefSeq, a predicted model, not a curated record
AUGCUCGCCGGUCUCUCGUUCACGGACGAGCGACGCGAGCGAAAGAAGGAUCGAAAGCGCGACGAUGACAGGCUCGGAAAGUCGCACAAACGUCGACGACGCGACGGUGAGAAGAGGGACGAGAGCGAGGCACCAGCGCGUGAUGCCGAGGAGCGAGUUCGCGAGGGAGCGCGCGCCAAAACGACGACGAACGACGAGCCGCACGAAGCGCAAUCUGAUUUCUUCUCGGCGGCGCUCGCUGCGAAACCGAGCUCGAAGGGAGACGAUUCACGAGGAAGGGAGGCAGCGCGCAAAGCGGAGGAAGACCGGCGAAGGGAGAUAGUCUCAUCGAGAGAACUGAACCCGCACAUGCGAGGCGAGGCGGGCGAUGCUUCACCCGCUCCAUCUGUGUCCACGAGCGUGGUCGGAGACGGUGGGUCCAGUUGGCGACUCAAAGCGCUUCGACGCGCGCAGGAGCGCGCCGCUGCAGAGGGAAAGAACAUCAACGAAGUCGUUAGCGAACAUUGGGGCUCGGUGAACGAGCUGGUCGCUGGUAUCGGCGAGAACGCGGCGCACGGCAAGGCGCACAUACAUGCUCGUAAGAGCCGAGCGCGAGUUGGGCGCAGUGCUGACGGAACCAGUGGUGACGGAAUGCGAGCGCCAGAUUCUUUCGGUCCACGAAGACGUCGUGAAGGCACCGGGCUGCGAGAGGAUGACCGAGCAAUUAUACAGUCCGCGCUCACGAAGAGCAACAACUUUGCCUCGGAUGGGUCGUUCAUGGAUAAAUUUGAGAAUGGGGAGAUGAACGUCGAUGACGACGACGACGCGAGAGCGCCUCGACCCGUGACGACGUGCAACGAUGUUCAAACGCUACACGCGGUCCCCAAAGCAAGAAACUCCGCUCAGAACGUUUUGUCAACAAAUAUGUCAGCCGCAGCCGCUUUACGCGCUCGACUGUUUGGCGGUAAUAGCAGUAAAGCACCGCAAGCACUCGCGAGCGCUGGCUCGGUGUCAGAUGAAAUUCUCCCGAUGGUCACUGCGGACGGACGCGCGGCGCCGGGCGCGUUCGGACGAGACACCACGAUCAAGGGUGGCGUGCGAGUUGCGGAGGGUCAAGUGAGGAAAGCACCGAGGGUCACACAGAGAUUUGAAGACGGCACUCGGACGCGGUACUUUGCCGACGAUGACAAGUCGCUCACGGAUUUGGUCAAGGAGCAAAAGUAUGGCGGAACUGCGGAUAUCGACGUGAAUGUAGCCGAUAACAUCGCUCGAAACAAGAGGUAUCGCGGCAAGGAGCUGGACGUGGACGACGAGUACGAUCACGAUGGAGGCUUGGAGAUGUACGAGAGUCGGGAGAAGAAGAUGUCUGGAGCGCGCCAACAAGCGCGCGCAAAAGAAAAGGCUAGUCAGGAAUGGAGAAGAACUCAAGCUGUGCAACACAAAUGCACAUAUUGCAUUGAUGCACCUGAUAGGCCCAAGCACUUACACGUGGCGUACGGAAACAUGGCGUACCUCAUGCUUCCACCGCAAGGCCGACUCGUAGUGGGACACUGCGUCAUUGCGCCAAUGAAUCACGUCCAAUCGUCCAGACAAACGGACGAAGACGUGUGGGAAGAGAUGAGAAAUUUCAAAAAGUGUUUAGUGAGAAUGUUUGCGCAAGAGGGCAAGGAGUGCUGCUUCAUAGAGACCGCGAUAAAUCUAGGUCUGGGUGGACGCCACUGCGUCGUCGAAUGCGUGCCGAUACCGCAAGAGUUGAGCGAGAAGGCCAGGAUGUACUUUCGUAAAGAGCUUCUCGAGUGUGAGUCGGAGUGGUCGACGCAUCACGCGAAGACAUGUUUGUCAACGGCGCCGCCGAAAGGACUGAGAGGUACGAUACCAGCGAAUUUCGCGUAUGUACACGUCGAGUUUGGAAUGCGCGGCGGCUAUGUCCACGUCAUAGACGACGAAAGCAAGUGGAAUCGUAACUUCUGCCGAAACGUACUCAUUGGGCUUUUAGACUUGCCCGAACAUCUGACGGAUGCGAAGCAACGACCGCUCGCGCCCAAUGUCUUGCGAGCGGAGUUGGAUGCCUUCUUGAAGAUGUAUGAUCCAGUAGACUGGACGAAGCAGCUUGUGUAA